Lotus japonicus is the source of this 743-nucleotide messenger RNA. Its product is annotated as CASP-like protein 5A2. Gene Ontology annotation, cellular component: plasma membrane. The transcript has 3 exons. The record is from RefSeq and is a predicted model, not a curated record. Lineage: Eukaryota; Viridiplantae; Streptophyta; Magnoliopsida; Fabales; Fabaceae. The coding region runs from base 1 to 552 and encodes 183 amino acids.
AUGAAUGUGAGCCAUGCUUCGGUUCACCCUGUUGAUGCAGUUCCAACGACGGAAGCUGGUGGUGCUGACCAAAACGCCAAUGUUCCGAGGGUGAGGAUGAAGGAUAUUCAAGGCAUGCCAGGCACAGUUGGUGGCCUAGCUUUGCGUGUCUCACAGUUUGUUUUUGCUGCUGCUGCACUUUCUAUCAUGGCCUCCACUAAUGAUUUCCCUUCUGUCACUGCCUUCUGUUACCUUGUUGCGGCUGCCGGUUUGCAGGCAUUGUGGAGCUUUAUACUGGCCAUUGUUGAUGUAUAUGCCAUUUUAGUAAGAAGAUCUCUGCAGAACUAUCGAGUUCUCGGUUUGUUCACAAUCGGUGAUGGGGUAACUUCGACCCUUGUAUUUGCAGCAGCCUGUGCAUCAGCAGGCAUCACAGUCCUUAUUGAUAACGAUCUCGGAAGCUGCGCGAAGAACCACUGCGUGCAGUUUGAAACGGCUACAGGCAUGGCUUUCAUUUGUUGGUUCACCACAUUGCCAUCGUUUCUCCUGAACUUUUGGUCUUUGGCAUCCCGCUAAUUAAAAACUGUGACACACGAAAUUAGACAGCUUGUAAAGUUUUUAGUGUUUGUUUAUGGUGUUUUGACUGUUUUGGUUUUUCACCUUUGAAAGUUUUUUGAACAUCAUGUGUUUGAAUUAACCAAAUGGUUGCAUUUGCAUGUACUUCUCCUUCAUCAAACCAAAGAAUGUGAUUUGGGAUUUUGGAGUGU